GCGGCUGCUUGUCGGCAGACGGCAGGGGGACCACUGCAUAUGGAGCAAGGAAGGAACCUCGGAGGCGAUUAAAAGCUUCUCGUAGCAUGGCUUGGAAAAAGCUGAUUCUUGUCGGACCGAUGGAAGUGAAUGCCCGGACGGCCGGCUCCAAUGGCCUUACCGAGAUGUGCGGGGUGAUUCCCGAGAUUAACAGUGGGUACACGAGCGGCAAGUCGGGAUGGGGUAUUCUGGGUAAGGAGGAAAGGGCGAAUGCCUUGCCGAUACCUGGGUACCGCGCUCGUGACGGUUCAGCUGUGCUUGAGGCGCAAGUGUCCAGACCCGCCCUCCCGCCCCAAGAGGCCGUGGUUCCGGCAGCUGUAGCAAACCGGGGGUUUGGCAGGAGGGACCCGGGCAACGAACAAUGCAAGUAUUGCACCAUGAUCGGGCAUUUCGUACAGGCCUGCCCGAGACUCAAUCACGAUAUCGAGCGGCAGAGGUGCAGCAGGUCCCUCAAAGGCGAGAUCCGCGGACCCAGGGGGCAGCGUGUUAAUUGGAACUCGCCAGGAGGGAUGCGGCGAGCCGUCAUCCUCCUGAAUAACUUAGAGAUAGCUGCCGUAGAAGCAGAGCCGAUAGCCGAGAUUGUCUGGGACCAGCCAAGGGGACGGGGACCACAGACCAAUUUUAUCCUAGAAGGCAAUGGCCAGGAUAGGGUAAAUAUUACCACUCGCCUGGCCGGGGCRGAAAAGAAGCUCAUCCAAGAUACAGUAAUGGAGGAACUCACAGGGACUAGCAUGGGCCAGCAAGAGACCGAAGCCGCGAAACAAGAGAAGGUCUAUGGGAAGCCAAGGGAGGACGAACCGGUAGACAAGGCUACGACCACAAAAAGGAAGUUCAGGUAUCAAAUUCCGAUCCUGACUUCGCCAGAAAUCGAUGGCACCUUGAAGGUAGAGGAAGCCCCGGAACUGCAAGAGCAGGACACGGAGGAGGCCGAGGCACCGCAAGGAGUCUCCAACCUCCAAAGCAUUCCAGGGAGCCUGAGAGAGUUGGAGAAAGCCUUUGCGGACAUCUGCCUAAGCCUACCGGAUCGUGAAGGUGGCGAAGUCAUGAGGGCGCCACCCGGGACAAAGCUUAACUUUCAUGCAUUACCAGUUGGGAAACUUAAAGUUCAAAUUGGAACUCACCACACUGAUGCGUUAGUGGACGGCGGAGCAGAAAUCACCCUUAUACGACGGGAUUUCGCAACGGUCACGGGGUGCACGGUAAACAAAGAAGUAGCAGGGAGUAUCCGGGAAGCAGGUGGCGAAAUUCCUUUCACAGGGUAUGUCACCAAAUGUGUAGUCAGAACGGGAAUCCGGGAAUCCAUCUGGUCCUUUGAGCGGAUGACCGUAAUGGAAGAAAUGGAUCACGACGUAAUCCUCGGGAGACCAUGGUGCGCCAAUGUGGAAAUGAUAGGAAUGCAUCUGCACGACGGCACAUACAUGGUAGAUAUAGAGGAUCCGGUGAUUGGUCGUGGAGAACUCCUCCGACUCCUCGGAACUGGAGGGGACCCUCCGAAGGGCAAACUGGCAACUUGGUCCCCAACAUUCGAAGAAAGUGCACGGAAGGGGCCAUUCGCACGAAUGGAAGGAAUGAGGGAAAGGGUAGAAAUUAUGAUUGAGGAGGCUUUUAGUAAAAGGGAGUGGAUCAAGAUGGGCUUGCCCGUAAAGAAGAGGAGGCCAGAAGACGAGUUCCUGGAAGUUAUGGUGGCAGAAAAAAAGUCGGAAGUCGAACUUGGGGCCAGCCUGCUCAAACCAAAGGAAGCCCGAAACGAAACGUCGGAGGUAGUGCUUGGAAUCCCAGAUUUAUUGCAACUUGUUAAGGCCAUCAGGUACCACAAAGUGGGGGUGGACCUCGCAGCGCUUGCCAGAUUUGAGGAUGGGGUUCGAAAGAGCUACUGUCUGAAUGAGAAGCUAGUCAGCAUCCAGCCCCGCGUCUUAGAGGCAUACCUGUUCGGGAGGCGAUUUAUCCUAAGGAUCGAUCCCACCAACGUUGCCGGAGCCCUAAAGAACUAUAAGCCCAUAAACCCGACUGUCGGCAGAUGGAUAGGCUUCAUAUGGCAAUUCGACUAUAAGGUCGAGCGAAUUGCAGGGCUUCGAAAUAGGGCAGAUGGGUUGAGUAGGGUUUGUAUCACGCCAGAAGGAGUAGAGGACGCAGAACCAAUUGACGCCUUCCUGGAGUACGAAGGAGGGACCCUUGUCGUGGAUAAUGAGAUGGCAAAUCCGGCAAUUGCAACAUGUCAGUUGUUGAUUCAGACCUUGGAAAAGGGCGCACCUGCAGUGGUUGCAGAACUCAGGGAAGGACCAGUCACCACAGUCAGGCGCAAAGAGGAAAAUGACUUGUGGGGAGCAGAAGUAGGGGCCAGAGAGGAACUGAUGGCAAUGACCGUGGAGGGGGGACGGGACGCCGUGAUGACGUUGGCCGAAGCCUGGGCGCAGAAGGAGUGUCAGUAUCUAGUCAACCUCACUCGGGAGGAGCAGAGUACGGAUCAGAAGGAACAUGAAUUCUUCCUCAUAUAGAUGUACGAGGGCGUCUUCAAAUAAAUCGGUCUGCUACUUGUAUGGAAUAAAAAACCCACGGAAGU
Messenger RNA from Chara braunii, 2599 nucleotides. NCBI's taxonomy places the organism in Eukaryota, Viridiplantae, Streptophyta, Charophyceae, Charales, Characeae. The record is from the annotation of a GenBank genome assembly.